Papaver somniferum (opium poppy) is the source of this 912-nucleotide messenger RNA. RefSeq lists its product as uncharacterized. The record is from RefSeq and is a predicted model, not a curated record. The transcript has 2 exons. NCBI's taxonomy places the organism in Eukaryota, Viridiplantae, Streptophyta, Magnoliopsida, Ranunculales, Papaveraceae. Bases 1 to 912 code for a protein of 303 amino acids.
AUGAGAGAAGCUAACACCACACCUCUGACCCACCACCUGGCCAAAGCGCUCAUCCCUCAAAAGUGUCCCAUCCCAGCAUUCGAAUGUAACGACGGAUCUAGCGACCCUGCAGCUCAUCUUCGGUACUAUAAUCGCGUCUUAGCCCGAUGGGAUCAAAACGAUGCAGUCCUUUGCAGAUACUUUCCUUCAAGUCUAAAGGGGUCGGCACUAUCUUGGUUUGACAACUUACCGCCCAAUUCCAUCGAUGCUUACAGCCAUCUCACUGAGAGAUUCUUAAGAACGUACAUCUACAACAAGGCCGUCAACGCCGGGAUGGACAAGAUCUUUUCACUGACAAUAGCUUACAAGGAGACGAUCAGGGAAUAUACCGACAAGUGGCACAAGAUUUGUCAAGCUAUAGGGAACGUAGAUCUAGUGGUUAGCAUCAACUGUUACAAGUGGGGUUUGGAUAGAAUGAUCCCUCUAUUCGUUGAGAUCCAUGGAAGUGUGCCAACAACCGAAGGAGAUCUUCGAAUCAUCAUCGAGAAGCAUGCCCGUUUGGAAGAAACUCAGCGAAAAAAUCCAAGGGCUCAAACGCAGAGAUCGCAUCGGACCAACUCAGCCAAACAAGUCAGCGGAUCCAAAAGGGGUAACUCAGCAGAACGUCCACGCGAAGAUAUCAGAGGACGAAGAGAUGAUCGUCGGCGUGACGAUCGGAAAUUCGAAGAUCAAGUCUUCACAAAAUUGAAUACCAACUACACUCGCGUCCUACGAGAAAUCAAGUAUCAAGAAGGCGACCUCAGGCAGUACAUACAGAAGGCAGAUGACGAAGAUAGGACCAAACGAAGCAAGCAAGUUCAACUUCCAGAGGGAAACCGAACACUCAACACCAUCUCAUGUUCCGAAGCUACAGGACCCUCGCUAACAACAUAG